Messenger RNA from Didymella exigua CBS 183.55, 891 nucleotides. RefSeq lists its product as uncharacterized. The coding region runs from base 1 to 891 and encodes 296 amino acids. The transcript has a single exon. NCBI's taxonomy places the organism in Eukaryota, Fungi, Ascomycota, Dothideomycetes, Pleosporales, Didymellaceae. The record is from RefSeq and is a predicted model, not a curated record.
AUGCACCGCAAAAACCCCAUCUCGGUCCUCGUCUACAACUACCUCUUCCCCUCGCCGUCCCCCACAGACCCGCCCUCGUUCUCGGCCCACCUCUCCAAGAACCUCGUUGGUGAAGUCCGCAUCGAGACCGCCAACUUCUACGGCUCGCUCGACACGAUCGAAGCACGAUAUCCCGGACUGAACUACGCCCACGGCCCGCACCGGAAACGGCUCGGCCGGUUUCCACACCACAGACGGCUUUUUGGCGCCUUUGACGCGCUUGGCCUCACGGAGAGCGAGAUGCAGGGGUUCUGCAGGUGGGAGGGGACACUGUGGGCACGUGAGCGGUAUGAGCGCGACGAGGGCGUCAAGGUGGUGGACACGACGGGGAUGGAGAUCGGGGCGUGGGUCGACAACCGCGCGGCGCGACUGGGCCGGAAGGGGAUCAAGGUCAAGACGCACAUUGAGGUGGAGAUCGAGCGCGUCUCUGCGUCUGCGGACUUGCACGCGGAUUCGCACGCCGACUCGCCGCCGCUGCAGGCCCAGCAGCACACGACACAGGAGCAGAGGGACACGGAGAUGCCGGACACGGAGAGCGACAACGACUCGGACGACGCGCAAGACGACGUGGGCGAGAGCGUGGGGUUCGAGCUCAACGCGCGCCUGCUGCACGCGGCGGCUCUGCGCGACCAGGGCAACAACGUGCCCAUGGAUCCAGAGUGGGAGGCGUAUCUGAAGGAGGCACAGGAGCGGGGCGAGCUGAACAUGGACGCCACGCGCGAGGCGCUGCGCACCAUGGCCGGCCACCUCGUCAACAGCCAGAUGCUGUCGCUGGGCGCGGCGGCCGCAACGGCUGCAGACGCGGGCCAGGACCGCGCGCAGGCGUUGCAGCACCCUGCCGCGCCGGCUUAG